Molecule: messenger RNA, 4155 nt
Organism: Anarrhichthys ocellatus (wolf-eel)
Lineage: Eukaryota; Metazoa; Chordata; Actinopteri; Perciformes; Anarhichadidae
Exons: 6
Coding region: 93-3476 (1127 amino acids)
Biological process (GO): protein ubiquitination; Notch signaling pathway
Molecular function (GO): RNA binding
Source: RefSeq, a predicted model, not a curated record
AUCAGUUUGUAGUUUCACUUUCCUCCGUGGCUUGCAAAGUGUGGCAGUCUUUGAACGAUAGCGGGAAACCGCCGUGAAACAGUCGUAAGCAGAUGGCGGAGCCGGGCAGGACCGUGAGGGUGAGCGGUCUGCCCGCUGACAUUGAGGAUAACAGGCUGAAAGACAAGCUAUUUAUCCACUUCCUGAGAGCCAGGAAUGGAGGAGGGGAAAUAACCUCUGUUACCAUUGUCAAGGCAACGCCUGUCUCUGCCCUCAUCACCUUCGAUGACAGUGGAGUGGCACAGAGACUUAUUCAACACAGAGGGCACACUCUGGAAGUGGAUGAAAAGAAGUAUAAAGUCAUUGUAACUGAGCACCGAGAAAGCCUGGACCCAGACAAGGUCAUCUUAAGAUUAUCAGCAACUGUCGACCUCAGCCAGCUUCCUGGGGGAAUAAUGGCACUGACAAACCUUCAUAAGAGCCACCCUGAUAUCCAGAUGAACCACGAUGCUACUGAGGAAUUGUGCACAUUGGAUGGUGCCUAUUCCAAAGUCCAGGCUGCUUUGGCGCAACUAUUUGGUCACCCUGAAAGACCACAAUCGGCCGAAAACAAUCACUCAGGUCAACCUGCCACCAGUGGCUCCAAGUCCAUUCAGACAGUGCUGAAGCCUCAUAUUCAGGAGUCAGAGGGUCAGAGCAGGAAACCGAAUAAGCAAAGAGAACAACAUGAGAAAGUUCACAUUGGUAGGCCCUCUGAUGAGUACAACUCCAGCUCACAUGGAGACCUGACACCUGGUGGUUAUGUUUUGGGAGAUACUGGCCUGACGGAGGGUGCAGCUCUGCAGCUUCCUGGGCAUCCUACUACAUCAGAGGAGGACUUCUCACUAAUUGUGGAUGCAGACAUGUUCCAGUAUCUGCAGAAACACUGCAGGAAGGAAUACCAGCAUAUCCUUAGUCAGUAUGGUGUUGAUGUAGUGGAUAUGACAAAUCAGGGGUUGACUACUCUGUUUUUGCAGGUAGCAACAGGAGUGGGGGAGGAUGGCCGGGAUCAGGAGAGCCUGAAGUUGGCAAGAAAGGCAAUAAGUAGGCUUUACGAGGAGAACGAGACCAAGAUCCGUCGAGACCAGCUCCCUAAGAGCAUCCUGUCCCUCAGGGGGGGGCAGCAAAGGGUGAUGGACACCUUAAGUGUCAGAUUUCCUAAGCUUCUUCUGAAUGAAGAUGAGCUAAAUAUUUACAUUAUUGGGAGCAAUAGUGAUGUGUCUGAGGCUAAGCUGUUACUUCUCCUGGACCCGAGCAAAGUGAGGGGUAAAAAAGAGGAUGUAGCCAGUCUUCUUAGAUAUCAUCUAGAUGAUUCUGGCUCAUCAACACAUGCUCAUGAGUGGAGAGUCCCCCUCACCUUGUCCUCCACCGCAGAUUCUCAGGGUGACAGGAUAGAUCAGCAGCUGAGGUCAGAGGAGGAUGAGAGGAGAGCUGAAGGAGCCAAAAAGUAUAAACUAGCUGCUCGGUUUAAGGAUUCAGGUCUUGCUGCAUUUGGCAGUCGACCAACUGACCUCACCUUACGAGGGCUCUCGUCUCCCAUUCGACAAACACGCCUCGGGCCAAUAUUAGGUCAUGAUGUACUGUCAAAAACAGCAGGGAUUUCUGAUGAAAGUGUCUCCAGAGCGUUAGCCCAAAACACUGGAGGGGACAUCUUGUUCAAGAGUGGAUCUGCUUUGCCUUCAAAUGCUUCGAUGCAGAAUAAAACCUCCUCGAAGGCUCAUUUAAUUGAUACUCGACCCAAGAGCUUAACAUCUCCUAUUACCAAAACUCAGUCCAGUUUGUCGGGAAGUACUUUGCUUCCACCUGCUGGAUCUGGAUCCACCUUGAAGCGAGUCAAUAGUUUCUCAGGAACACCUCUGCAGAAGGCCCAAGUUUUGAGUCCGAAGAGUCAAGACGACUCCGCCAAGUCCACAGUCAGAGCCAGGGGCAGGUCCUCUAGCUUCAGUAACCAAACAGAGAGGGAUAAGCGGGAAGUCUACAAUGCAGAGAUUACAGUUUCCCGUGAGAUGUGGAAGCACAUAAAAGAAGCCUACAGCUCCCGAGUGGAUGACCUGACUUCUGAUGUCCAGAUGAAAGAGAGCUGCUUAGAGGGUAGUUAUGAUCUGACUGUCACCUUAAGAGGGGCAAACUCAGCCAAAGUGAGUUUAUGUCAGCUAGGUUUACAGCAGCUGGUUGAUUCGGUUUGUGUAGACUUCUCUGUGGACCAGCUGCGCCUGUCAGAGCUGGGUAUCACUAACGAAGCAGAUGAAACCUUACAGGCUUGUUGUGCUGAGGUGCGUAGCCGGUUCAAGAAAGUUACCAUAAGGAUUUCAAAGAAGACCUUAUUGGUUCUCGGCCCGCAAGCGUUGUGUUCUCAGGUGGGUGCUUCCCUGCGGGAGGUAUUUUCUCGGGAUCUGGCCCAAAUACCUGAACGACAGGACCUCUCUGGCCCUUCUGCCUCCAAAUCGAGUCCAUCCACAUUUUUGCAAAUGAACAAGGACCAAAGUACUAGUCUGCACUGUUACAGUAAUCCUCAGGUGACGCUAGAGAGACAAACAAGCAAAGCCGAUGGGACUGAUAGUAGUCGGGAAAGGAAAACAAACCAGAGAAGUGACUUCCGUGAGACAGAGCUUGUGAAUGGAUCUAUUACUCAACUGUUGGUGAGGAAAGACCCUGUCAUUAAAGAGAAAGUGAAAAUUGUAGAAACACUGGAGAUGGAUGGGCAGAAGAGUGAGCCAUUUGUCAGCCACACUACACCAGGAAUUGAUAGUGCGAGACAUGUGAAUGAUGUCAUCUCAACAACAACCCCGACUGAUAAAGACAUGGCCCUUCAUGAGAAAGAGAGAACUAUACAGUCUACCCACAAGGACAGUACGCAGCAAAGACAAACGGAGAUCCAGGACACACCAGAGGUAUCCAGAUCAGGUCCGGGUGGCACGGGGUGCAUCUGUGUCUGUGGUGAGAGUGAGAUGCUGACGAUGAAAACAAAGUGUGGAGCUAGCAUGUGCUCAAAGUGCCUGGACACAAUACACGUCCAAUGCAGAGUUUGUCAUGAGACAGAGGCGACGACACGGGGCAUCAACGGCAAAAUGACCAACUCUAAACUAAACAUCACUCUACCAGGUCACACAAAAAACUCUGUGAUCAAGAUCACUUACUGCAUUCCGGAUGGUAUCCAAGGGGAGGAUCACCCUUCUCCAGGAGAACCAUUUCAAGGAGGGGUGUUUGAAGCCUAUUUUCCCGACAGCGAGAAGGUCAGAAAGCUGAUGCCAAGGCUGAAAGACGCAUUCAGACAGGGACUCACCUUCACAGUGACGGGCAAAGACACAGGGGCCAGGGUCUCCUGGGACUGUAUCCCACACAAGACCACCCUAUAUGGAGGCAAAUCAGGGAGCGGUUACCCAGAUUCCACUUACUUGGCUCGCUUAUCUGAAGUCUUGACCUCCAAGGGGAUUGGAGAGCCACCAGCCGAGUCUUAAACAUAAAAGCAAUCUAAGGAGGUCUUCUUAAGCAGUUUUAUAAUUAAAAAAAAAUGUGAUUGGAGCCAUUUGCUCUGUAUUUUUAUAGCGAUGAGUAUCUGCUUUUAUUAUGUUGUUUUUCAGCUCUCAUUGCAGUUAUUUUGGAUUUUUCAAUGUCAUAACCUGCCUCACCAUUGCUUUCUUCAAGAUUGAAGUUGACAUUUUUCAAUGUGACCAACCGCUGUUUUCUUAAUCAUUUCACAUAGCAUUCCCGAACAUGUUCUUACUGUUUCAGCAUUAUUUUGGAAAAAAAUGCAUGGUACUGUAUAUAUAUAUUUUUUACCGUGCUGUGGAGUUUUAUCGAUCCUGUAAUUUAGGAAGGAAUAGCAAUGAAGAUAUUUGUAGAAUAUUGGGGAGUAAAAUUAUAUUUUCCAGAAUGGGCACUGAAAUAAAAGAGCACAUCUCCUGACGUUUUGUUAUGCUUUUUUUAUUAGUCCUGGAAAACAUGUAAGGCAUAUGGUAACAUUACACACUGAAGCGUUACAAGCUCUAGAGGCCAUGUGGACAACAUGGCACCACGCAGUAAACCCAGAGUCAAGCACAGAAGCAGCAUCAAUUCAAAGGGUUUAAAAAACAAAGUGGAGACGAGAAGAGUGUUUGCAACCAGGAAAAAAACCCCACCAACACGAGGAAGGACAGA